Annulohypoxylon maeteangense is the source of this 5418-nucleotide messenger RNA. Its product is annotated as kinesin heavy chain. Bases 106 to 5301 code for a protein of 1731 amino acids. NCBI's taxonomy places the organism in Eukaryota, Fungi, Ascomycota, Sordariomycetes, Xylariales, Hypoxylaceae. Gene Ontology annotation, molecular function: microtubule binding; microtubule motor activity; ATP hydrolysis activity. The transcript is spliced from 2 exons. The record is from RefSeq and is a predicted model, not a curated record. Gene Ontology annotation, cellular component: microtubule; kinesin complex. Gene Ontology annotation, biological process: microtubule-based movement; cytoskeleton-dependent intracellular transport.
GUACGCGACCGUUGUGCGCCCUCGUCUUGUCGGAUGCCUCGGCUUUGCUUUAAAUCCGGUGAAUAGCUGUAGUGGACGGGAAGGUAUCGCCUUCAUCUAGCAGCCAUGCCUCCCGCCGGUGGAGGAAACAUUAAGGUGGUGGUGAGGGUUCGGCCCUUCAACAGCAGAGAAAUUGACCGUGGGUCAAAAUGUAUCGUUGAAAUGAAGGACAACCAAACUGUCCUGACACCACCCGAUGCCGCUCAUAAUGCUAAAGGAAACAAGGACACCUCAGUGAAGACUUUCGCCUUCGAUAGAUCAUACUGGUCUUUCAACAAGAAUGACCCGAGCUACGCUGGUCAAUCAAAUCUGCAUAACGAUCUUGGAAAACCUCUCUUGGACAAUGCAUUCCAAGGCUACAACAACUGUAUCUUUGCUUAUGGUCAAACGGGUUCUGGUAAAUCAUAUUCCAUGAUGGGAUAUGGAAAAGAUGCCGGUAUAAUACCUAGUAUUUGCCAAGACAUGUUUGGGAGAAUCGAAGAUUUGCAGAAAGAUAAAACGACAAGAUGUACCGUUGAAGUGUCGUAUCUCGAAAUUUACAAUGAGAGAGUACGAGAUCUGCUAAACCCAUCCACCAAGGGUAACCUGAAAGUUCGAGAACAUCCAUCAACCGGUCCGUACGUGGAGGAUCUCGCCAAGUUGGUGGUCAGUAGUUUCCAGGAAAUCGAGAAUUUGAUGGACGAAGGUAACAAGGCAAGAACGGUUGCUGCAACAAACAUGAACGAAACGUCCAGUCGAAGUCACGCCGUGUUCACGCUCAUGCUUACUCAAAAGAAGUAUGACGCGGAGACGAAAAUGGAGAUGGAAAAGCAGGCAAAGAUUAGUCUGGUCGAUUUGGCCGGUUCGGAACGAGCAACGUCGACUGGAGCUACUGGUGCUCGACUGAAGGAAGGUGCUGAGAUCAACAGGUCCCUCUCGACGCUUGGUCGUGUGAUAGCAGCAUUAGCCGACCUGUCUACCGGGAAAAAGAAGAAAGGGGAUAAGAAAGGUGGGACAGUCCCGUAUCGAGACAGUGUUCUUACCUGGCUUUUGAAGGACUCGCUUGGUGGAAACAGUAUGACUGCUAUGAUAGCAGCCAUCAGUCCGGCUGAUAUUAAUUACGACGAAACUCUCAGUACUCUACGAUAUGCCGACUCUGCUAAGCGAAUUAAGAACCACGCCGUCGUCAACGAGGAUGCAAAUGCUCGUAUGAUUAGGGAAUUGAAAGAAGAGUUAUCACUAUUACGGAGCAAGCUGGGAGGUGGCGCAACUGGUGGCGCCGGUGGUCCUGCAGUUCCGCCCGAGGAAGUCUAUGCCGAAGGGACGCCUCUAGAAAAGCAGAUUGUUAGCAUAACACAAUCAGAUGGCUCUGUCAAGAAGGUAUCGAAGGCAGAAAUCGCCGAGCAGCUGAAUCAAAGCGAAAAAUUGCUGACCGAUCUCAACCAAACAUGGGAAGAGAAACUUCAAAAGACAGAAGAAAUCCAUAAGGAGCGUGAAGCCGCCCUCGAGGAGCUAGGUAUUAGUAUUGAAAAGGGAUUUGUAGGCUUACAUACCCCAAAGAAGAUGCCCCAUUUGGUCAACUUGUCCGACGAUCCCCUUCUAGCAGAAUGUUUGGUCUACAACCUCAAGCCGGGUAAAACUACAGUGGGAAAUGUAGAUUCGAAUUCUGAACACCAGGCAAAUAUCCGUCUUAACGGCACCCGAAUUCUCCACGAGCAUUGUUCUUUUGAUAAUGCUUCGGAUGGUACCGUCACGAUAACCCCAAGCGAGGGAGCGUCUAUUAUGGUCAACGGAAAACGCGUUGCUGAAACAACUAGAUUGCAUUCCGGUUAUCGAGUUAUUUUAGGCGAUUUUCACAUAUUUAGAUUCAACCAUCCGAUGGAAGCCCGGGCAGAGAGGGACGAGACUCGACAGAGUUUGCUUCGACAGUCGGUAACGGCAAGUCAACUGGCGGCCUUUGAUCUCACGUCGCCCACCUUGCGCCCAAGCCACGAAAGGUCUGUUAGCAAAGCAGGCUCUGAAUUUGGUGACAGUCGCCCCGAUUCUCCAGCGCCAUCUCGAAAUGGACGGGAUUCGGAUUGGUCAUUUGCGCGUCGUGAAGCUGCGGGCGCUAUUCUAGGAACUGACAAAAACCUUCAAAGCUUAACUGACGAGGAGCUCAAUAUGUUGUUUGAAGAUGUCCAGCGCGCACGGGCCGAGCGAGUCAACGAUCGCGACGAAGAUUUGGAUUCAAAUACGUCUUAUCCUAUAAGAGAGAAAUAUAUGUCAACCGGAACAAUCGACAACCUCUCGCUUGAUACCGCGCUCACGAUGCCGUCUACUCCAAAAGCUGGUGAUGGGGAUGAUCGGCUGAAAGAAAUGCGAGACAGUAUGCAGAACCAAUUGGAGAAGCGGAAGGAAGAAUACCAAGGACAACUUAAGAGCGCUGAGGAAGCUAAUGUUGAGGUAGAGGAGAUUAAGAAAGAAAAGGCCAGAAUGGAAGAGACUUUGACACAGAUAAAAGCUGACAUGCAGAAACAAUUGGAAGUCCAGAAACAAGAAUUUGAAGCUAAGAUCGAAAAGUUAGACCCUCUUAAGAGGCCUAAGGCGAAACCGAAACUAUCCGACGAGGAAAUCGAGAGCGCUAAAAAGGUCAUUGCACACUGGAGGGGCCGACACUACGUCCAGAUGGCCGAAGCCGUCUUGCAGCAUGCCGCUACCCUCAAGGAGGCGCAAAUUAUGAGUGAAGAACUUGGAGAGAAUGUUGUCUUCCAGUUUACUGUGGUGGAUUUUGGCCAUUCGCGUUGUUCCUCUUACGAUAUGGUAUUGAACGAUGUGCCUGGUGAAGGUGAAGAUAUUUUCCUCGAUGAAGCGCAAAAGCCAUGCGUAGGAAUCCGUGUUGUCGACUACAAGCACAACGUUAUUCAUCUCUGGAGUAUAGAAAAGCUUCAUGAUCGUGUGCGACAAAUGCGACAAAUGCAUCAAUACCUUGACCAGCCGGAGUAUUCUCAACAUUUCAAAUUAGACAACCCAUUCGUCGAAACCUGCAUGCCCGAGUAUUCUCUCGUCGGCGAGGUUGAUGUCCCUCUCCGAGCUGUUUUUGAUAGCCGAGUUCAGGAUUUCACACUGGACGUCCUAUCGCCUCAUACUUCUCACGCCAUUGGAAUUAUCAAAGUCUCCCUAGAACCAUCUAGCGCCCGAGCGCCCUCGAGCACCUUGAAGUACAAUGUUGUUAUGCACGACAUGGUUGGCUUCGCUGAGCGGGAGGGAACCGAUGUGCAUGCGCAAUUAUUUAUUCCUUGCGUCUCUGAGAGUGUUACUACGACUCAGAUGAUCAAAGAUUUUGAUGAGGGGCCAAUCCGAUUCGACAGCGUUCAUAGCAUGAGUGUUCCAUUAUUUGGUCCACAGGAUGUUAAUCUUAGAAUUGCUAUAUUCGCUAAAGUUUCUGCUAUGCAUCUCGACAAGUUGCUAAGUUGGGAUGAGAUGCGCGAUUCAACACCGAACGCCGAUCAAAAACCUCAAGGCGCGCGGAUAAACGAAUCUCAAUUCUACACCGAAGAGAAGCACGACAUGUUAGCCCGCGUCCAGAUUCUCGAACUUAAUGAGAAUGGAGAAUAUGUUCCCGUGGAAGUAACACAAACGAGCGAGUUGGAUACCGGUACUUUUCAAUUACACCAAGGACUCCAGAGGCGCGUAGCGAUCAAUCUUACGCACAGUUCAGGAGAUGCCUUACCGUGGGAAGACAUCAGCUCCGUUAAAAUCGGUAGAAUUCAGCUCGUUGACCAUGCCGGUAAAAAUCCCGACCUGGGGUCACCGGCGCCUGAUAUUCCUCUAAGACUAAGCGCAAGCCCAUCUCUUCGCCAAAACGCAAACGGUACUCGAGGCAUGACUAUUACAGGGCAGUGGGACUCUAGUUUACACAAUUCACUAUUACUAGAUCGAACGACAGCAGACAAAUACAAGGUUCAGAUGACCCUAUCCUGGGCUAUAGCUGCUGAUAACCUUGCCGAACCGAUGAAAUUCUCAGCAGACGUCUACUGCCAGAUUUUAGGAAGGACAUUCGUCCGUCAGACAUCAAUGCUUUCAUCCCUGUUCCAGCACGUCCGGAUCGUACAUUCUUCCACAGCUAUCUUUACUGUGAAAUUGCGGCCUGCGCCGAUUAAGCGGGUUGGCGACCUGUGGAGGAUGAACAGCCAGCAUGACUACGUUAAAGGAGAAGAAAAUCUUAGCAACUGGGGUCCGAGGGGAGUGUCUCUAAUAGCUGAUUACAUCGUAGCACAAAGGAAAAAGAGGCGAAUCACUGAAAUUGCGGCUGCCCAACUCUUUCUUAAGAAAAUUGGUUUGCCUGAGCCAAAGAACAACCCCAUAGAAGAAGAGCCCUCUGAUGACGAUCUAUCGCCGGGGCUCAAGCCUCACGAUUCCGAUCAGGAUUCAAUUAACGCGCUUCUCAAUGAUACCCCCGAGACAUCCCGCCCCUCAACACCGAAGCAGUCGGAAUCGGUCGAAGGUGAACAGAGCGAAGAACUGACAGAGCAACUCGAAGAACCCACCGAGCAGACUCCUGUGCAACAUCGAGAACCGGAGUUUGGUGAACAUGAAGCUUUAAUCCUUAACAAAUGCUUAAAACUCUGGACACGAUAUCCGGACCCCGCGACUCGUAUUCUCGGUCCAGCAAAUACAACACCCCCAUCAGAUGGUGCUGCGCCGGAGCCAACGACGCCACCUAGAUUAACCACCACUAUCAUCCGGGUUCCUAAAAACCCAAAUGUACUGAAAGGAGGCUACCUCUUGGUACCCAAUAACGACUACAGCAAAUGGGUCAAGAGAUUCGUAGAGCUUCGGCGGCCUUAUCUACAUCUUCAUAACGUCAACGAUGGCGAUGAAGUGGCUAUCGUUAGCCUUCGCAAUUCCAGGGUUGACAGCCAACCAGAGAUUUUGGCGUUAUUUAAUGGUCACGAUGAUGAUCCUGAUGACCUAUUUCCAAUGAAUGGCAACCCGAACGGAAGCUUUCAAUCUGGCCAUAGUCGAACAUUUUCUAGUCAAACUGAUUCGACCAUUCGGUCUGGCGGCUCAAACCCUAGGUCUUCGGGUCCUAGUCUCGGCGGCUUGAGCGAACGUCUGCAGGCAGGCGUAUUUGCUGUUUACGGAACAGACAACACGUGGCUAUUUGCGGCUCGCAACGAGCGGGAGAAGAUGGAUUGGAUCUUCCGCAUCGACCAAAGCUACUUCUCCGGUACCGCCAGCGUCAGUGGUAGCGGCGCGGUGAGCCCGAUGCCGAGGAGCAAUGCCUUCGACGCCGAUUAAGAUAUCCUACCAUACAAAUCAAAGCAGCCAGCCAGACUGGCCUCUAUUGGAUGCUACGAAAUCACGACUGUCUUCGGUUAUCAUAAUGGAAGCAUAUACCGGUUGGGAAUAGUUGAA